This is a messenger RNA of Closterium sp. NIES-65, 1506 nucleotides long. Lineage: Eukaryota; Viridiplantae; Streptophyta; Zygnematophyceae; Desmidiales; Closteriaceae. The record is from the annotation of a GenBank genome assembly.
AUGUUGACGCACGCGCCCGUGGUUUUAGGGGCGCGGAUGCCCGCGUUCCACCCACAGCAACUGGUCAACGGGCUCCACCUAGCACCGCGGUUUCACAUUCCGUUUGCGGCAGCGACGGUUGCGUUUCAGAAUCAACAGGAUGAUUUGACCGCGCAUGGAGUAUCCACGCCUCAUCCCGGACCACAGGUCGAUGGACAACACAGCGCGUCCCCGUCCAUGCCGACAUGCGAGCUCUUUGGGAUGCCUGUGCGUGGCUUCGUAGGGCAGCAGUACGCGAAUGUGGGAUUCAGUUACGGGUACAUUGGCGUUCAACCGGACACCAUGGUGCACGCACCCGCAUCUGUCGCCACGCCCGCAUUUGCGCCGUCAACUCCAUUCCCCAGCGCGAUCCAUCCAGAAAGCCAGCCAACGGUGCAAGUCCCUCCAGACCCUAGAGAGCCACUAGUGGUCGGUGUAUACACACUGGCGCGAACAGACGGCCCAUCAUCAAAUGCGGUUACCGAUGGUUUUGGCCGUGCGGUGAAUGGUGGAACGUGGAUGAAUGCAAGCUCGCGUGCCCAUUCGCCGCCAAUAUGGAACGUGAACUCACUGUUGCCGGGAAACCCGGACGUCCACAUCCGCACCCUCGCGCAACCGACUGCAGCGGACGCGACUGGUGUAGGUGGGCAACCACAGGCGAACGCGGGGAACGCGGGGCGUGGAGCGGGUGCAAGAGGAAACGCGGGAAUAGGAAGAGGGACUGGUGCGAGAGGGAACGCGGGAAGAGGGACAGUGGAGAGAGGGAACGCGGCUAGAGGGAGAGGUGCGAGAGGAAGGGGUGGGAGAGCGAGCGCGGGACGUGGGACAGGUGUGGGAUCGAACGGGGAUAGUGCGAACGGGCAGGGAGCACCUGGGGUGACAGGUAACGGCGACAGAGGUAACGGUGGUAACGCGAACGGCGGUACCGGGAACGGGCCAGUUAAUAAACCGCGUAUAAGGAGGCGGCGAGUCGAUGUCGUGCCGCACACGGCACGCAACGGCUCCCGGGAGGGGAGCGAGGGGACAAGCGAUGAGGAUGACGAGGACGACGGUGACGAUGCGGACGAUAGUUGGAAUGACGAUGAUGAUAACUACCUAUCGAACUCGCUGUCCGCGCUCAACGAGGAGGAGGCGGAAGACAACGAACGGGUGCGGGGUACGCGGAGGGACAUUGAGGUCCCUAUUGCGGAUUGGAACAGGCUUGGUGUGGAUGACACGCCGACAGCGAAACGAGAGAUGUGCUACGGAAUCAUCUACGGUGUCUGUACGGCCACACUGAAGAAGUAUCGCGGUUGGGCCAACGAGUACAAGCGGUUCAUGGCGCACGUGCUGCCUAAAUUGGACGCGGGUAGGUUUGGUGAGGAGGCCGCGUUGAGAAACGCGAACCCAGACAAGAUCGGGGCAGCGCUCGAACAGAACAUGGGUGGUGAUUGGAAGAUGGCGGAGGGCGAUGAGCAGUGGUUCCACGGCCCUGAGACGAAUCCGUAG